CUCUCCGCAUCGCCGUUGCUGUUCGUGUUUGUCUCGGUCUCGAGGUUUGCUGUGUAGGUCCUGGUCACUACUUGAGAUUGUUGUUCCACGGGAAAUAGAUUUGGCUCAAGGGUUUCGCAGCUGUUAAUACUUUAAUCGCUGAGCUGUUCCAUUUCUUUUCUGUUUGAUACCAGCUCGGAGCUUGGAUUCAUUCUCCUCAACUUCACCUCAACCGGCCGAGACCCCUUCCUCUCUCAAACACAACCACACAUCAUGUCCCUUUUCGGUCAAACACCUUUUCAACCUUCGGGUGGCAGUUCUCUCUUCGGUAAUCCCAGCGCGGACUCGAAACCCAGCCCCUUCGGCGCCAAUGCUCAACAAGGACCUGGCGGUGGUAUGUUUGGCAACGCAGGAACUGGCGCUGCUACGACAGGGACCGGUGGUGGCCUCUUUGGACAAAACACAGCAGCCGGCACCCAGCAACAAUCAAAUACAGGCGGCUUGUUCGGCGCCGCGAACACCAACCCGCAGUCAUCGACCACAGGCGGCGGCCUCUUUGGAAACACAAAUGCAAACCCGCAAAAACCUGCGUUCGGCGCAUUGCCUCAACAAACACAGACGCAGCCUGCGUCAGGACUAGGAGGCGGAGGUCUGUUCGGAGGAUUGGGUCAGAAGCCUCAGGGCACCGGUCUCUUUGGCCAGCAGGCGCAACCGCAGCAGCAGCAACAACAGUCAGGCCUGUUCGGUAGCUCCCUGCUAGGUCAACAGCAACAGCAACAGGUACCAGGGACACAGAUGGGGUCGACGUUGCAAUUCGGACAGUCCAAUGCACAACAGCAAUCGCAACUGGGGUCGAGUCUUUGGGAACCUGGACGGGCCGUUACGGGAGUUCACCGCACUGUUCCUAUGCAGAUUCAAAUUGUCAAGGACAAAUGGGACCCCAACAACCGCGCGUCCCCGUUCCGCACCUACCUGUACAACAACGUCGGCGAAGACGCGGCGCCCUUCUACCAGCCGGGACAGGGAGACGACGAGGCGAAGUGGGAGGAUGCGCUCCGCAAACGACCCGAGCCGGGCUAUGUACCGGUUUUGGUGCAGGGAUUCUUCGAUCUCGGCAAGCGCGCGCAGCGCCAGAAAGACUUCCUUACCAUGUUGCAGACCCGGAUGCACGAGAUCAACAACUGCCUGACCGAGCUCCUGUCGCGGCAUGACCUGAAGAUCAGCGUGCGCAUCGCCGAAUGUCGGCGGAAACACCUCGUUCUCAGCAAGCGGUGCCUGACGCUGGCGGCCAAGACCCAGGUGCUGCGCAACCGCGGCUACGCGAUGGAUGAUGCCGAGGAGGAGCUGCGGAAGAAGCUGACACAGCUGGAACGGUCGGUCUUCGACCCGUCGCUGAACGGCCGCGGGGAGGAGAUCUGGGCGCGCAUGCUGGCCAUCCGGGAGCAUUCGCGGCGGUUGCAGCAGGAGAUGGAGCGGGCGGGACCCAAGGCCACAGCUCAGGCGGAGGAUGAGUUGGAUGAGCAGACAUUAAAGACGGCGAAGAAGAUAUUGGACGAUUACCACGUGCAGAUUCAGCACCUACAGAAGGAGCUGGAGUCGGUGAAGAAGGAUUUCGAAGAGUCGCAGAAGCUCCCCGGCGGCGGGGUCCAUUUAAUGUAGUGUUUUAUUAUUCUCAUGCCUUUCUCUUUGAGUUCAAUCUAUUACGAAACGGGGUGUGCUUUCUAGUUGCUGCUUUCUUUGCUGGAUUUGAUUGGGGAGGGAAAGCAAUUGACCGGAGUUUUCGAGGAGCUGGUAUCCGCAACAUUAACCUGCGCGCGUUUGCGCUAGG
This is a messenger RNA of Aspergillus uvarum CBS 121591, 1807 nucleotides long. Its product is annotated as putative nucleoporin. The coding region runs from base 253 to 1638 and encodes 461 amino acids. Gene Ontology annotation, cellular component: nuclear pore; nuclear pore central transport channel. Gene Ontology annotation, molecular function: structural constituent of nuclear pore. Gene Ontology annotation, biological process: nuclear pore organization; NLS-bearing protein import into nucleus; protein localization to nuclear inner membrane. The transcript is spliced from 3 exons. Lineage: Eukaryota; Fungi; Ascomycota; Eurotiomycetes; Eurotiales; Aspergillaceae. The record is from RefSeq and is a predicted model, not a curated record.